AUGAAUACAACUUUUUCUGAUUGUACAUUUACUGAAGAAUCAGGAGAUGAAAUAACCAACAUAUCUUACUUAGAGAAACAAAUUGAGCAACAGCGCUACCAAACAUCGGUUGAAUUACUGCUUCCUGUGCAAAAUGAGAGCGAUGCCAUCACAACCAAAAUUGUUGAUAUGGUAGAUAGCCUUUCGUAUUACGAAUUUACCGGAAGCCCCGAUAUUCUCCUAUUUCCCGACUUGUAUAAUAAUCUCUUGCAUUCAGGAAAAGCGUUCCUUAUUUCUCAGGCGCCUUAUGGUUCUGAUGACCAAAUCUCAACAGUUAAUGGAAAACUACAUGUCACACUGAGUAAAGACUCAUUUCUUCAAACAGGCCUGGAUGCUCACCCAGCUUCUUCAAAGACGACUAACUCUUUAUGGCAUGCUUCUUACGACCUGAAAACGACUUUUUUACAAUCUCACCGAAAGGGCUUUGAAAGACUGAAGAGUGCACUUGGUCGCUUUAAUAAUCAGUGGACAUUUUACAUGGGAAUUCCUCCAGAACAUAUAGACGAAUCUUUUAUGAAAUCUUUAAAAAAAUCGUUUCCAGUACCUUUAAUACAGCACCAUUUACGUGUUGAAAAAAGUGUCUAUUCAUCCGUUAUAAUUCCUCCGCUCAUCAGUUCUCUAAAAAAUAUAGGUAGCACGGAUGACUCGAUAGAAAAAUCCGUCGAUACUUUAGAACAAAUGUCUUUGUUGCUUUUAAAUGCAGAUGUUAUACAUAAGGACUACUCAUCGGAUCCUUAUAUAUGCUCCUAUAAACCUAAUUCUAAUAGUACAUCUGAUAUUUUGGCUAUUUCAAUAGUAGGUCUAUUUGACUCGUCUGUUUCCAUGCGUGUCUAUAAUUUACUAAGGGAUUUGGAUUGGGGUUUCUGUGUCUUCCGUAAUGAACAUCUUUCCUCAAUUCCUGAAUCUUUAGCAGCUCCUGGCAAAGCCAACCGAACUUUGCUUUGCUUAAAUCAAAAAAGUCAAAAUAUACGCUGGACUUGGAAAAUAACUUGA
Molecule: messenger RNA, 1032 nt
Organism: Schizosaccharomyces osmophilus
Lineage: Eukaryota; Fungi; Ascomycota; Schizosaccharomycetes; Schizosaccharomycetales; Schizosaccharomycetaceae
Gene: rpp40
Product: RNase P and RNase MRP subunit Rpp40
Exons: 5
Coding region: 1-1032 (343 amino acids)
Biological process (GO): tRNA 3'-end processing; endonucleolytic cleavage in ITS1 to separate SSU-rRNA from 5.8S rRNA and LSU-rRNA from tricistronic rRNA transcript (SSU-rRNA, 5.8S rRNA, LSU-rRNA); tRNA 5'-leader removal
Cellular component (GO): multimeric ribonuclease P complex; ribonuclease MRP complex
Molecular function (GO): ribonuclease P activity; ribonuclease MRP activity
Source: RefSeq, a predicted model, not a curated record